Phalacrocorax carbo (great cormorant) is the source of this 2700-nucleotide messenger RNA. Lineage: Eukaryota; Metazoa; Chordata; Aves; Suliformes; Phalacrocoracidae. The record is from RefSeq and is a predicted model, not a curated record.
CUAUGAAAGAAAAGGGAAAAAAAAAAAGUUGCACGCUGGAGGAGGGAGGGAAGGCUGUUAUUUUCCCGGCCGCCUGUAGCGUUACCUGGCGCUGAGAAGUAAAAACAAACUUAAGACAAAUGAAAAUGAGACCUGGAGAGGUCCUUAUAGACUGCUUAGAGUCUGUUGAAGAUACCAAAGGGAACAAUGGAGACAGAGCAUUCAAAAAAAAAUUGUUUAGUGAUUUGUCUGCUGGGGUGUCCUGUGCUUUUUUCAUAUCAAGGGGAAGGAAUAUUCUGGUGUUUCAAAACUAGAGGUAGACUGCUUGUGACAAAUUUGCGGAUUAUCUGGCGCUCAUUGUCAUUGCCCAGAGUCAAUCUCUCUGUUGGUUACAACUGCAUUAUAAAUAUAACUACAAGAACUGCUAACUCAAAAUUACGAGGGCAGACAGAAGCUCUGUAUAUAUUGACUAAAUGUAACAAUACACGGUUUGAGUUCAUAUUUACCAAUGUUGUCCCCGGGAGUCCCAGACUCUUCACUUCGGUUAUUGCUGUACACAGAGCUUAUGAAACUUCUAAAAUGUAUCGUGAUCUGAAGCUGAGAAGUGCACUGAUUCAAAACAAGCAACUGAGAUUAUUACCACAAGAACAAAUAUAUGACAAAAUCAAUGGAGUUUGGAAUUUAUCAAGUGACCAGGGAAAUUUGGGAACGUUUUUUAUUACUAAUGUGAGAAUAGUUUGGCAUGCAAAUAUGAAUGACAGCUUUAAUGUCAGCAUACCAUAUCUACAAAUUCGUUCAAUAAAAAUAAGAGACUCAAAGUUUGGCCUGGCACUUGUGAUUGAGAGUUCUCAGCAGAGUGGAGGAUAUGUGCUUGGUUUUAAAAUAGACCCUGUGGAGAAACUACAGGAGGCAGUGAAAGAAAUUAAUUCACUUCACAGAGUUUAUUCAGCUAACCCUAUAUUUGGAGUGGAUUAUGAAAUGGAAGAGAAGCCUCAACCUCUUGAAGACCUAACAGUGGAGCAGGUUCAAGAUGAUGUGGAAAUAGAAUCUGAUGAACAUACAGAUGCUUUUGUGGCUUACUUUGCUGAUGAAAACAAGCAACAUGAUCGGGAGCCCGUUUUUUCAGAAGAACUAGGACUUGCAAUAGAGAAGCUAAAGGAUGGAUUCACACUCCAGGGACUCUGGGAAGUAAUGACCUGAUUUAGAUCGGCACGUGUUUGUUUCCUCAGCAAGGAAAGACUCUCAGUUCUUACUGGGCUUGGGAGAUCUUUAGGAGGGAACUUAGAAAUACCAGCAUAGCAGAGAAGGAACAUGCCAAAGCUGACGAGCAGGCAAAUAUUAGAUAAUAUGCCCUCAGGAUGUGUCAUAAAGGAAAAAUUAUUCAAAACUCUCCUAUGUAUAAAAGCUUUGUAUUUAUUACACGGUUUCUGUAAGCAGUGGGAGGAGAGCCAACAGUGAAUAUAAGAAGGGGCGGGGCCCCAACUGCUGGAAGCUCCACCCCCUGCAGGUAGUCACGUGCUCCGGAAGCCCUACCCUUCCCCUGGUCACAUGAGUGAGGACUCAAAGUCCCUUCCCACUCCAUGUGUGGCCACUGCCAUUGUAUUUCAUCUGCCAUUAUGUAAAAUGUCGUACCCUGCAGUUUUACACUGCUUUGUGAUUGGCCAACUGUGGGUUUUGACACACUCGUACACCAGGUGUUUUCAGGCCUGUGAUUGGCAGGAGCAGCCACCCCAUCUUGCUUCCCACAGAAGGUCAUCAGAGCCAGAAGCCCCCUCCCCUAACACCACAGGGUCUGCCAUGGUGUUUCAGCCACCAUUUUGGGGCAGGUAGCCACCUUUUUUUUUUUUUUUUUUUUUUUAAACAACUUAAUGACCCUUGUGCCUACAUACUGCCCUGUGAUUGGCUGCCAGGACCAUCCAUGGCCUGCCGUUUUCCCUGGAAAUAUGUCAGAAAAGGAAGGGUCCUCUUCCUACGUACAGGAGACCACCAUUUGAGUUAGGACAGUCUGUGGUAUAUAGUUUGAUUUGAAGUAUUCAUGUAUUUCUACACAGUGUUAUACUUUCCCAUAAUGAUUAUGUCUAAAUCAAAUUUCCAUAACUUGUUUAAUGUUGUGCAAUGUAGAAGUAUCAUCGUAUGCAGAAUGUUUCGUAUCUGGGCAUAUUGGCUGUGUCAUUGCAGCAGUGCUGUGUUACUGAUAACUGUGACAAAAAGCAAUACCGUUCCAAAUAUUAGUUUUCAUGUCUCACAAUUUUGUUAAAUGUUCAGCACAUACCAUUCCAGGUAGUUAAUUGUAAUGGAGAUAACCUCAUACAGUUUUUUCUCUUUUUCCUCUUGUUUCUUUUCUUUAUUUUGGCUAGAGCACCCUUUUUUAAGGAAUGAUCUAGAAAAAGUUACACACACAGCUUCUGUGUCUGAGUCAUUAGACCUUUAUGCUGUUAUGUGUUAGAAAUGAGUCAUUUAUUGUUUAAAGGAAGAUGCAGCUGUUACGUUUUCUAGUGAGAUAAGACCUCUGUGCUAUUUUCUAUAAGUGGAAAAAGUCAAAUGAGCUCUCCUCUCAGCUGUUGUUUUAGCAGCUGACUGUUACAGUAACGUAACUGUGGCGUGAAUAUAAUUGUGAUGUUUGCAGAAAAUCUUUCAAGGUAUAUAUGUUAAUGAAAUACUACCUAUAUUGAAAAACAAUCAUGAUUUCAAUAAACUUUGAUAACGUCGUACCUCGUUAAA